AUGAAAAGGCUGGUCGACAAAGUGUACGGAAGCCAAGCGGAGAGCAUAAGCAAUAUCGUUUCGUCGUCUGGAAAACUGGUAACACCGGUUCUACCACAGGACUUGAAGGUUGUCAGCGCACGCCAGCGCCAGGUCAAUCAUAGCAGUUCUCAAAAGCCGAAAAAACAUAAACGUUACAUCCGCACGGCAGGCGGUGUUAUAUGGGAGGAUAUUUCGCUGACUGAUUGGGAAACAAAUGACUUCCGCAUUUUUUGCGGAGACCUGGGCAAUGAAGUCAGUGAUGAACUGCUGGCGAAGGCCUUUCGCAAAUAUCCAAGUUUCUUGCGCGCAAAAGUCAUCAGGGAUAAACGAUCAAACAAAACCAAAGGUUACGGAUUCGUGUCUUUCAAAGAUCCUCAGGAUUUCAUCAGAGCGUUGAGAGAAAUGGACGUAAUUUCAGGGAAGUAUGUCGGAAAUCGCCCUAUCAAGCUGCGAAAAAGUACCUGGAAAGAUAGAAACGUCGAAACCGUCCGAAAGAAGAUCAAAGAGAAGACGAAGCUUGGCCUGAAACUUUAA
Molecule: messenger RNA, 555 nt
Organism: Soboliphyme baturini
Lineage: Eukaryota; Metazoa; Nematoda; Enoplea; Dioctophymatida; Soboliphymatidae
Source: the annotation of a GenBank genome assembly